Messenger RNA from Peronospora matthiolae, 141 nucleotides. Lineage: Eukaryota; Oomycota; Peronosporomycetes; Peronosporales; Peronosporaceae. The record is from the annotation of a GenBank genome assembly.
AUGUCGGCCUUGGAGGCAGGGGAGGAGACGUGCACAUACUUGCCCGACCUCAAGUACUAUGAAGCUUCACUCGAGGUAGCAGACGCGCAUUUCUGGGCACAAACGCGAGCGGAGGAGAUCGCCUCACUAGUCGCAAAUUAG